AUGGCCGGGAGGACCUGGGAGCUGCAUCUGCUGCUUUUGCUGGGGCUGGGAUUAAGGUCCCAGGGGGCCCUACCGCCACCCUGUGAGAGCCAGAUCUACUGCCACGGGGAGCUCCUGCACCAGGUUCAGAUGGCCAAGCUCUAUCCGGACGACAAGCAGUUUGUGGACAUGUCGCUCUCCACAGCUCCAGACCAAGUCCUGCAGAGGUUCAGCGAGCUGGCUGAGGCCCACAACCACAGCAUCCCCAGACAGCAGCUGCAGGAGUUCGUACAGCAACACUUCCGGGCUGUGGGGCAGGAGCUGCAGCCUUGGACGCCCGGGGACUGGAAAGAGAGCCCCCAGCUCCUGCAGAAGAUUGCGGAUGCCAGGCUGCGUGUCUGGGCAGGGCAGCUGAACCAGAUCUGGAAGAAGCUGGGGAAGCAGAUAAAGCCAGAGGUUCUCACCCAGCCUGAGCGAUUCUCUUUGAUCUACUCGAAGAACCCCUUCAUUGUGCCUGGCGGGCGCUUUGUGGAGUUCUACUACUGGGACUCCUACUGGGUAAUGGAGGGUCUGCUCCUCUCUGAGAUGGCUGAGACUGUAAAAGGCAUGCUGCAGAACUUCCUGGACCUGGUGAAAACCUAUGGGCACAUCCCCAAUGGAGGACGCGUGUACUACUUACAGCGGAGUCAACCCCCGCUCCUUACCCUCAUGAUGGAUCGAUACGUGGCUCAUACUAAUGACAUCACUUUCCUACGGGAGAACAUCGAGACCCUGGCUUUGGAAUUGAACUUCUGGACUGUGAAUAGGACCAUCUCUGUGUACUUAGAGGAAAAGAGCUAUAACCUGAAUCGCUAUUAUGUCCCUUAUGGGGGACCCAGGCCCGAGUCCUAUAGCAAAGACGCAGAACUGGCAGACACCUUGCCCGAAGGGGACCGAGAGGUGCUGUGGGCCGAGCUCAAGGCUGGGGCUGAAUCUGGCUGGGACUUCUCUUCACGCUGGCUGGUUGGAGGCCCAAACCCCAACUCACUCAGCAGCAUCCGAACCAGCAAACUGAUACCUGUUGAUCUGAAUGCUUUCCUGUGCCAGGCAGAGGAGCUGAUGAGCAACUUCUACUCCAGACUGGGGAACGACACCCAGGCUGAAAGGUACAGAAGCUUGAGGGCCCAGCGCAUGGCCGCCCUGAACGCCCUCCUGUGGGACGAGCAGAAAGGCGCCUGGUUCGACUACGACGUGGAGAACGGGAAGAACCUGGAGUUUUACCCAUCCAACCUCACCCCGCUCUGGGCCGGCUGCUUCUCUGACCCUAGCUUCGUGGACAAGGCUCUGAGAUACCUGGAGGACAGCCAGAUCCUGACCUACCAGCACGGGAUUCCAGCCUCUCUCCGGAACACAGGCCAGCAGUGGGAUUUCCCCAAUGCCUGGGCCCCCCUGCAGGAUCUGGUCAUCAGAGGUUUGGCCAAGUCCUCUUCGCCUCGGACCCAGGAAGUGGCUUUCCAGCUGGCCCAGAAUUGGAUCCAAACCAACUUUGACGUCUACUCCCAAAAGUCAGCCAUGUAUGAGAAGUAUGACAUCAGCAACGGUGGACAGCCAGGUGGUGGAGGGGAGUAUGAAGUUCAGGAGGGGUUUGGCUGGACCAAUGGAAUGGCCCUGAUGCUCCUGGACCGCUAUGGUGACCGGCUGACCUCGGGGACCCAGUUGACUCUUCAGGUGCCCCACUACCUGGUGGUUGCCCUUCCGCUCCAGCUCCUGCUCAGCUUCCUGCCAUGGUGACCAGGGACCAGCAGAGUGGCUGCACUGCCUGCUGCACUUCCUCAUCUGGCUCCAGCUCCUGCCCCAUUGAACCCCAGCACUGACCUCCUUCCCCCUCCUCCCAGCCUGCUCUGUUCACAGUGCAGUGGGACAGGGCAGUGACCUGGAGGCCAGGGGAUGGGGCCUGGGCCCUUCUGAAACCUCUAAUGGGUGUAAUCCUGCUUCAGAGAAGAGGCCACCCUACCACCCAUGUCCCCCAGCCCCGUGCCCCACAUCCUGGUUCUCCACACACUUACAUAGUCCAAAUGCUUUAUUGUUCUGCUUAUUUGUAAAUGCUUACAAAUACUGAAAAACACCCAGCCAGGCCCAGGCGACCAGGGGCCCCGUGCUGGGGAGGCGGGUAGGGGAGGUGGGCUUAGUGUUAAGGCGGCGAAGGGCUGAGGCCAGACAGCUGGAGGCUGGUCCUCCACUCUCCUUUUCCAUCACCUUCGGCUGAAGGGAGGGCAGUAGAGCUCAGGCCCCUCCCUCUCUGUCUCCCUCCUGCCCAGUCUUUCCCUCUGGGAGCCUGAGCCACCCUCCUUCCUGUGCGGAACUCAACCCUGUCAGGACCCAGAGGACGCCCUUUUGCUUCCUCUCCCGUGUGCGUCGCUGUUCCUCCGGUCAUGGAUCCCCGGCAUCAUCCCUUCUGGCUCUAAGCAAGGCACGAGUGGAAGGGAGAGGGCUGGAGUGGGGGGGGCCGCAGGCUGUGCAUCUGGGGACCAGAGACACAGGCAGGGGGCAGGGAGGUGUUCAGUCCUAUCCCCUGCAUGAGAUGACCCCAGGCCUGGGCUGGAGAGAUGAUGGCACGUACCCUCAGAUGGCCCACAGCUGAGCUGUGGGCUGAGCCAUGGAGCCGCUGCAAUUAGUAUGUAACCAUGGCAAUGAAGCGAUCACCAAGGAGACCAUGGUGAUGGUUCUCCAACAAGGGAAUGGGGCUGGGACCUCAAGGAUGGCACUUGAGGUGUCUGUCCCUCAAGCAAAUUAAAAACGUAGAAACGCGGGAGAACGGUGAGGCAGAGGGCGCUUGAGCAGUGCGCUGCCUGCGCUGCUGCCCCUCUGGAUGUGGCUCUGCUUGGCCCCCAAGGCCCCUGCAGAGGGGGCGAGGCAAGAGAGGAUCUUUGGCAGAAUCUGGUACCAUAAAUUUGUCCUUUACCAAGAGACAACAGACUGGGGACAGCAGGUCAAAGUUGAGGUUCUCUCUGUGACAGUUCCUCCAGCUGUGCAGGCCUGGCACCCAGCAGCAUCCUGAACAGAUCCUGCAAGUUCUGGGCUCCCAGGAGGCAGCAAAUCCCCUCCCCACCUUUCCUCUUCUGCGCCCAGAAACUCACAGGACUGAACUUACAGAAUAUUACAAAGUCUUGCACAAAGGCGCUGGUCGCUCUGCUUCAUCUGCCCCAUGAGGGUUGGCGCCUGCUGUGCACCUACCUACAGGGACCAGCAGAGCAGCAAGGGGCUGUGCAACGUUCCUGGGGCCAGCCUAUGGGUCCAGGAGGCCACAGCGGUCAGUUCAUAAACUGAGUGUAGCCCUCAGCCCCUGUGACGAUGACAUCCAUCCAGAUGCGCAUGGCCUCUGCAGACGGGGCCACCAUGUAGUAUAGGCGGUCAUGGGUCUUCACGCAGAAGGUGAGGGCUGGGUUGGGACUCUGCCGAGGGAAGAGAGGAAGGGCUGAGACAGUGCUCACCAGCCUGGAAUAUUCUCCUCACCUAACUCCUGUCUGCCUUUCCCUCGGCCCCAGGGAAACCCCGGAGCUUAGGGUUAUGUCCUAAAGGGGCGCAGUGCCUAGUCCCCAGGUGCACUCAGCCCCGGGCUGCAAUGCUCCUUCUCACAUCAUGGCAGUCCUGGGCUCUCCGUGCCCUCUGACCCCUGACAGGGGACCAUCCCCCUGGAGACACUGUUCC
Messenger RNA from Sciurus carolinensis (gray squirrel), 3666 nucleotides. It is a transcript of the gene Treh, whose product is annotated as trehalase. Gene Ontology annotation, molecular function: alpha,alpha-trehalase activity. The record is from RefSeq and is a predicted model, not a curated record. Lineage: Eukaryota; Metazoa; Chordata; Mammalia; Rodentia; Sciuridae. The transcript has 15 exons. Bases 1 to 1749 code for a protein of 582 amino acids. Gene Ontology annotation, biological process: trehalose catabolic process.